Molecule: messenger RNA, 1080 nt
Organism: Microtus ochrogaster (prairie vole)
Lineage: Eukaryota; Metazoa; Chordata; Mammalia; Rodentia; Cricetidae
Product: germ cell-less protein-like 2
Biological process (GO): germ cell development
Molecular function (GO): protein binding
Source: RefSeq, a predicted model, not a curated record
AUGAACAGCAACAUCACUAGGGAAACCGUGUGCUCAUACUACACAGCAGCAGAAACAUAUGGACUGAAAUCUGUAAAGACACGCUGCUUUGACUGGCUUCUCUGCCACUUGAUGACCCACCCAAGUGUUGAACUUUAUAGGGAAAUUGAUACAAAGCUCAUGUAUCGUCUUAUUUGUUCAGCUGAUUUACUAGUUCUGCAAAAGGAAAUGGACAUCUACACCACCCUGAAAGAGUGGCUAUUUCUUUGUCUUAAUCCGUCCUGGAAAGGUCCGGUGAAGGAGAUCUUAGUUAAUGCCAACAGGUGGCUUUCCAAGCACAUGGAACGCGUUGAUAGCAUCAGUUUUCUUGAAAGUGAAGAAGGACUAAUAUAUCAACGGGUUUUUAAAAAACUGAGGUUCCAACAUAUCAUCUGUGAUGUAGGUGACACAGCUACUCUGGAACGAGAUCGUCUAAUACCUUUAGAAUGGCUGGCACCCAUUUAUAAACGGCAAUGGCUGGCUUUGCUUCAAGAACAAGAACACAUGGAAAUAGGGCCACGAAUCAUCAGUGAAGAACUCGAAGACUGCUGCAUGAGAUGCGGUACAAUGAUUCGCAGAGAUGGUAAAUACUCCUGGAAGUGGUCAGAUGUUAGGUUUAGUUUCCCUAUAACAGUCACCUUUACCAACCGUCACAUCAUUUUUAGGGAAAGUCGUCAGCAGUAUGAUGGAUGUUGGUUAAAACAUGUACGAUACAUAGUGUUCAAAAUAACUUUGGUAUGUUUUGAUUCCAACGGGAGAGUAACAUUCAGUCAAACAACUGGUCACAAAAUUGUUACCUUCGAACAUAACGAGGAACAAAUUGUAAUGAAGUUAGAUGGCGUAGUUUUAAGCUUCCCCCUGUGUAUAUUCUUCAAUUUUCUGUUUUAAUCAUCAGAAAAUACAGAACAUGUGUGAUCUUGUCAAUUAUUAGACCAUAGGAGCAGCUUACAAACAUUGAUUGAUUCAUUAACUCGAAGGCUGUGCUGUAAAUGUAGUUAAGAUGACCGACAACAAAAUGAAAAUUCUUAGGAGUCUAGCACCACCACAGAGGACUCAAUUCCA